UUGGAUGACUCAAAAAAGGCGAAACAGUUAACUGUUGAAAAAGUAUCAAAUAUGACCAAAUUAUAUUCUUACUAUGUAACGAAUGCAUAUGAAGAAUUAAAUUAUGUCAAACAUGAAUUAAAUAAAGAUGAAUUCGAACAAACAAUAAAAAAUUAUACUUCUACAAUUAUAUCAGAUGACAAUAUGUUUAAUAAAAGUAUUGAAAGCGAGAAAGAAGAUAAUGAAUUAGAAGAUAAUAAUAUUAUAGAUUUAACAGAUAUUAAUAACAAAAAUUUAGAAAUUAGAAGUAUUAUUAAUAUAGAUUUUGCUUUAAGUGAAAAUGACUCAAAUACUGUGAUAAAUCAAGAAAUUAUUGAUCAUG
Acaulospora morrowiae is the source of this 361-nucleotide messenger RNA. NCBI's taxonomy places the organism in Eukaryota, Fungi, Glomeromycota, Glomeromycetes, Diversisporales, Acaulosporaceae. The record is from the annotation of a GenBank genome assembly.